Messenger RNA from Osmia lignaria (orchard mason bee), 5542 nucleotides. RefSeq lists its product as uncharacterized. The record is from RefSeq and is a predicted model, not a curated record. Lineage: Eukaryota; Metazoa; Arthropoda; Insecta; Hymenoptera; Megachilidae. Gene Ontology annotation, cellular component: plasma membrane.
AGUGGAUUGUAAGAGAAUCGAAUCGUCGAACAAGUAACGUACGAAUUGAACACGAUUGUUUCACGAGAGGAACAGCUGGGACCGUUUUGCUCUUUCCUAUUUUUUUUUCUGUUUUCUCUCUGUUCUUCUUCUCUCACGAUCGAGUUUUCAAAAGCGUUGGCUGGUCGAAACUAACUGCAGUCGGACGAUAAACCUCGGGGGAGGGAACGAAGUUCCCGUUCGAUUCGGAAGGGUUGACGGAUUGACCGCAUCCUGAUUAACGAAACCUCUUAUUUCUACUUUUAGACUUGCUUUAUUGCUCCCGCGUUACCAUUCGUUCGUACGUUUGACCAUUUUAUUUCUAUUUUUAUAAGCUUUCAGCGCAUCACGAGGUUGUUCGUCGAACGCAAAUCGCUGGUAAUUUGGUCCAUCGAUUUCGAGCAGCGAGAAAAGAGGGUAAACAGGGUGAAAAGAGAAAGAAGGCGUCGUCGUUGUUUGUUAAGCUCCGAAACGGCGUACAUUCUCGGGGCUAUUAUCGAUUUAUUUAUUUCGAUCGAUCGUUUCAUUUGGUUGACACGGACGCCAGCGUAGGAAGGAUUCCGGCACGAUCGAAGAAGGGAAACGAUGAACAGCUAAUUGAAACGAUCCGCUCGAAAGGUGCCCGAUCGUUAAGUAUCGAAUGGUAGAUCGCUGUCGAAUGUGAAACUACUUUUGAAGUGGACACCGGAGCAAAGGGAGAAAAGAAAGAAGCAAAAAAAAAAAAAAAGGAUCGUUAGAGAAAGCAGAAGUGAAAAAGAGAGGGAAGCAAAGGGGGAGGCGAGAGAAGGCAAGAGGGAAAGCGAAGAAGAAAGAGGGUGUAGCGAGCUUGCGCGACGUUCGACCCGAAUCUCUCGUCGAACGUUAAGCUAGCCAGCCAACCAGCCAGCCCAUCCAGCUAUCCAGCUAUCCAACCAUCCAGUUAGCCAGCUAGUCAACUGGACAACUUGGAUUUAACCGUGUUCCAAGCUUUCCAGCCAGCCAUCGAUGGAAGCUCAGCUACCUUGUAACCGUUACAGGUGGACGGUGAAAAAGAACGAGCGAUGCUAAGGAGAGAAAUUGAUAGAUCGGAUUGAGGCUUCGCGGAGACCGAAGUGGACCACCUACCUUGGAAUGGUUAUACCGGUGCUGUCGACCACUUGGGGCUGGGGAUUCUUUCUUCUCUUCUUCUUCAUCUUCACCAGCCCCAGUCCUGCCGCCAUCCGUAGAGCUGAUCGAGAUCACUGCAAUAAAACGGUAGAGAUAUACGAGGAUGUAUCGAGCCCGGCUGUGACCGCGGCGAAUUGGGGGAAACCUCUGUCCUGUUGGUACCGUUUUCGAGCGUUUCGCGGAACACCGCGAGAUUGGAUUCUACGAGUACGUUUUAAAAAGUUUAAGGUCGGCGUGCUGGAAAAUGCGACCACGUGCAUCGGCGGUUACCUGCAGAUCGUAGAUGGGAACACGAAAACGGAGGUGAGCAACCGGAAGGAUCCGGGAGUGUAUUGCGGGGAAUCGGAACAACCGCAGACGUUCAUCUCGGAAACGAGUUUCGUUCGAGUGAUAUUUCACGCGGACAACUUUACCGAUCAAACGUACUUUAGCUUCGAUUCACGAGCGGAACAACAGUACGAAGUGUAUUUGAGGUAUGGCCAACAUCCGGAGCUUUAUCCGAAUCGGAGGGGCGAGAUCGUGCCCGGAAGCUAUUGCGAGCGAGUGUUCAAAGAUUGCCGGCUGCAAACGUGUUACGUACAGAGCCCGGCUUAUCCGGGCAUUUACCCGCGCGCGUUGCACUGCAAGUACCGCUUGAACACGCGGUUACCAUUUAUAAAACUGUACAUCGAGAACGAAGAGUUCAACAUCGACGGGCAGAGAUGCGAGAACAUAAUGACCUGCCCGAUGAGACCGAUAAGCUCCGGAUCGGAGCACUGCCCGUACGAUUACAUACGCGUGUACGACGGGAAGGACGAGAACAGUCCGGCGAUCGGCACCUUCUGCGGCAUGGGUAAAUUCCCGUACAGCAUAAUCGGCACCAGCGAGGAUCUCUACGUGGAGUUUGUCUCGUCGCCGGCCGGGCCACUCUUGAACACCGGCUUUCACUUCAACGUAGGAAAUUGGCCCGGUCACGUGAAGACCGCGGGCGUUCGAAACGGCAGUUGCGACUGGUUGCUGAACAGCGAACCCCUGCGGAACGGUACCGAGGGUAUAUUCCUUUCGGUCGCUCAUUGGUAUCCACCGCACACCAGCUGCACCUAUCUUCUGAAGGGUCGACCAGGAGAAAUCGCCAGGCUCUACUUUCCCAGUUUCCGGGUGAAUCGUAUCGAGUCACCGAUACAACCGUACGACGGCGAUUGCGGCGAAAGUCUGACACUGUACGAUGCCGAUUGGCCGGACGACGCGAAGAUCAUCAAAACAUUCUGCGACACCUUCAGCAAACCAAUGGAGAAGCACGAUUUCGUAUCGAGCUCGAACGCUUUGUUCGUUAAGUUUGAGAGUAAAACUGGAAGUUAUUCCGGUAGCUCGCUUUAUUACUGGGCCCACUACGAUUUCUUCAAUGCGACGAGGUUCGGCGUGCCCGUGCCUGGAACGGAAUGCGACGAGACAUUUGCUUCGUGGAAAGGGCGAUCGGGCCGCCUCCGAUCGCCGCUAAACACUCUUGUUUACAAGCGACCAGGCGAUCCACCGGCCGAUCUUUCUUGUACCUAUACUUUCAUCACGGAUAAACGAUUGUACGCUCGAGUCAUUCUCACUAUCGAAUCGGUCUCCUUUAAGGAACAUCCGUACGCGCAGUGCGGUCAUUGUUGGGACAGUCGAGUGGAUCGAUUGAUCAUUAAAGAACCGAUCGUCGCGGAUACGAUGGAUCAACAGCAACCGCAGGAACAACGUCAGCAAUCGCAGCAGCAGCAGCAGCAGCAGCAGCAGCAGCAACAGCAGCAAAGGAAUAUGAGUAUCGGUAGAGGUCACUGUAUUUGUCGAUCAACGCCGACAGCAGGCGAAGCGAACCCCGAAGGUCAACAAUCGGUGCUUCGAAUCGUGUCGCGAGGGGAACGGCUCGAAUUGAAACUUCUGGUGGAUGGUGCCCACGCUGCGGUCAGUUAUUUUAAACAAUCGACGCCGUUGUUCGAGGCUAGAUACGAAUUUGCCCAUAGCCCGUUGUGCGGACCGGCGAUUCUGCCCGCCACCACCGACGGCGAGAUCGAAUUCCCUCAUUACGAGGCUCUCGGAUACGUGACUCCGCCUCGAUCGAUCAAAUGCAUCUGGGAACUGCGGGUACACCGAGACAGAGACGUCUGGCUGCACUUUGACAAGAUCAAAUUCGCCUCGCGAUCCUGCGAGGACGGGAAACUGGAGAUCUUUUUGCCCGGUAAUAGCGAACCGUUCAUCGGUAUAUGCGGCGAGAACGUUAGUUACGUUAGAGAGAUGCCUAGAAUAUCAGCGGCACAGAUCGCACCCCCGGGAUUAAACGCCGGUGAUCGUAACUCUGGGACGAACAGAGAACCGAUUCUCGCGCAGACCAAUCAGCAGCAACCGGUGUCGCCGUCGCCCUCCUCGACGGAUCAGCAACAGGAAGAGUACGACGGUUGGCCGACGGUGAUAAUUCAGUUCACCGGCUCGAUGGCUCCUGCGAGGACCGCAUUCAAGAUCGCUUGGACAGAGUUGUAUCACUUACCGCGGGACGCCUCGGGAGCUUUGAACACGCAGAAGCUCGACGAGUAUUGCGGAUUUCAGUGUCCGGGUGAUGCCGGUUGCAUUCCAGCCCGAUUGCUUUGCAACGGCGUGGUCAAUUGCCCGUUGCCGGAAUCUAGGUCCGUGUUCCGGAACUCGUACAACGGUAGCGGCUCGCUGACCAUCGCUGAGGAACCGAACGACGAGUCUCCGGAAUUGUGCGGAGACGAUGCUCUCGGUAACCGCGGUAACGUGGAUGGAUCUGGAAACGGUGUCGGAAAUUUGGCCAGCGUAGUUGGUUCCGCUGGUUGGGCGGGUGCCGGAUUAGGCGCCGGUCUGGCCAUACUUGUCGCUCUAAUUUGUUUGAUCACCGUUUGCAAGAUUUGUCGACGACGGGCUACCCCGAGAGACAUCCACGUACCUUACUGACACGUAUACAAAUUCAGAUUCAAAUACGGACACCAGUUCGCUCUCUUUACUUUCGCAAGUGUGAUCGACGGAUGUAGCGGGUUUCGUACGUGUAAUGGUAAUCGCGCUACGACCGUUUCGUUCUUCUCGUUCGUCGGCGGGAAACGAAGAAUAGCGGGAAAAUUAGUUGAACGACUGAUUAAAUAGGUAUAGAUAGGUAAGAUAGGUUUACGCGCAUCGUCGAUCGACGAACUCUCGUCGUCGCGUGUGCGUAGUGAUGCAAUCCGCAGAUCGUAGGUGAUAGGGUGAGAAUUUCGAAACUAGAUACAACAAGUAAAAUACAAUCGUUCGCCGGUAAACGCGGUGGUAAAGGGGUAAGGUAUAAUAGUAGGAACACGGGUCCGUGUGAUUCGAUUUAUCUACGCACGUUUGAUCGAUGUAAACGGUGAUUCGUCAACUUGUACGCAAUGUAGUCGCGUUACAUAUCGUUAAUAAGAGAGUGCCUGCGAAUGUUCGCACGUGCGCGUCACGCAAGAUACGCGCGCGUAUGUUAUUUCUUGAAGAUAUGCUGACAACAAAUUUGUAUAUACGUAUACGUAGCGUUUAAGAAGAAGUAUUCAUUAUUUUAGAUUAUAACCGGUGCAAACACCGAACGAGUAAUCCUCCGCGUUGAACGAACCGUGACGAAACGAAUCAUCUUCUUUUGUAUAUAGUUCGCGUUCUAUCCAAUUGAAUUUAACGAAAUAUAUUUAGAUUGUACGAGAUAGAGUAACGAAUCUAAUAGACGCGCGAUAACGUACGCAUAAACACCAAACACCAUUAAAAGUCAGAGACAGAGAAACCGAGGGACGAUGCGACAUUUAUCGCGAAUAUCUGUUCGUUCUAUCGAUUCGUAGCCGUUUCUAAGUUGCGACAAAAAAAAACCAUCGAUCGAGUCGACCGGGAGAUUACAGUUUUUCGUUGAGCAUCGUUCAGACGCGGUCGACUCGAACGAUGGAAGAAGAGGCAACAGACACCGAAUCGUUCCCGACAAUCGUAACUCUUCAUCCGCCAAGAUACUCGAUCGCUGCUCAAUCUUUAUUCGUUCAAACUAUGUAUUGUGCGCACUGGACGCUCUCGUAUUUUUUACUCUUUUCUACCGUCACUGUUUUUACUUUGAACCAUUCAAUCGAUGUGACCCAUUUUUCUGUGUUCCACCUAUUACCUUUAUCGGUCAUCCUCAUCGUCAUCAUUUGUCAUCGUCGUCGCCGUCGUCGUCGUCGAUAUCGCCAUCAUUAUUAUUAUUACCACGAUCACGUGAAACGUAAUCGUUGUAUCGUUAUCGUUAUCGUUAUUACUGUUUCUCGUCGUUUACUCUCCUCGAUACCAUCGUUGCAGACAUUAUUGCUACUGCCAGUAACGUGUCAUCAUUAUAUUAUUAUAUUUUUUACAAAUAAAGAAUAUCCUUGGUGACGAGGUGAAGAAAGGUUGAACAUUA